Messenger RNA from Cladocopium goreaui, 1485 nucleotides. The record is from the annotation of a GenBank genome assembly. NCBI's taxonomy places the organism in Eukaryota, Dinophyceae, Suessiales, Symbiodiniaceae.
UGUCAUGUUAAAAUGAGCUGAUGGUCAUUCGCAGUUUACUGGGCUUGCCAAGCUUUCUUGCAGUUUUUUUGCUGCUUCUGGCUCCUGCUACCCUCGCAGAAACAGAUGCUGAUGUCCCUGCUGUGGGAGAGAGGCAGCUGCAGGAGGACGAGGCCUUGCCCUCCGGAGUCCGCAUAAAGAAUGCACCCAAUAAAAGUAUCGAACUCCUGGUGCUUCCCUCUUGGGAUAUCUUCCUUGGAUUCAGCGACAGUAGGAAAAUUGUCGAGGGCAGGCUGACUACCAUUGCAGUCUAUGAAAAUUCUGCUUACCAGUUCGUAACUGAGCCCUAUGCUCUGAUCGAUGUGGAAAACUUUGGAGAUGGGACCAAGCGGCAUAUGGCCACCAUCACAGUGGACAACCCAAUGACAGGCAUAGAAUCGGGAAGUACGAGUACAGUCUAUGUUGGAGAAUUUGCCCAGGCAGCCAGUCCAAAUUUUGACAUGAAAUGCUUCCCCUUUGACAGAAAGGAAGUAGUCUUUCGAAUUACUCUCCAGAAGCCUGGCAAUUUGAUCUUCGCACUUUCACUUGGUUGCGUCAGCGGAGUCAGCGGCAACACUACUGUCAAUGGCAAGGUGCUAUCCACCUGCACAGGGUCAGCGAUUGGAAGCUAUGUCGGAUUUGAGUGGUCAAGCUUUGUUUGCACGCAAAUGGAUGAUGAACUCAUCGCCUGCUCUAUUGAUGGAAUCAGGGAAUGGGCUGCCAUCUUCAAUUCUUAUAUGUGGCCUUCGGCCAUCUUCACGAUGAUGGGCUUUUUGGCAUUCACCAUGGACAUCAAGAUGUCUAUGCCCCGAGUUGCAACGACCAUGCUGGCCCUGGUCUCUUUAACGAACUUGCGCAAUUCCGUAGUUGCAACUCUUCCCACUUCUGGGAACAUGAGCUGGCUGGAGGAGUACUUUUUGGUGAGCAAGACCUUCAUGUUUUUGAACCUCGCGGGCCAUGCGAUCUCGUUUUACUUGGAUGCGACCGGCAGGAAGGAGUUGCAGAGACUGGCCAACCGAAUCAACUUGUGGGGAAUGAUCCAGGUCAUGUGGUUGAUUGUAUUUGCUCGACUUCAUGCACGGAACUGCAACUUAUUAGAUUCGACGGGAACCGGUGUGAUGGUCGCCUUGCUCUCUAUCAGUACCGGUGUCUUCUUUCUAUAUACCUUGAUGGCACAUCGUCGCCCGCUGAAAGAAACAUUUUUGCCUACAACAAAUCCGGUAGUCCCAACUACUGGAGCUCCAAGACUCUUUUUGGAGGUAAAAGACGGAAAAGGCCCUGAAGAUGAUUGAGAAUGGGCUGUGCACUACGUCAUGACGUGAAUCACAUAGAAUCACUUUGUCCCCUGUGCUCACUACGUGCACAGCGGCAACUUUGCAUUUUGCUCCAAAGGAGCAUCCUUGGUAGACGGAUUUUUCGUUUCCUGGACAACAAAGUUGACUGGGAACAAUGUGCGACAGGAAAAGA